GGAGGUGGGGGGGGCAGCCUUGCAGGCGACUGGGUGGGAAGGAGGCGGGGCUUCGUGGUGGCAGAGGCGGAGCAAUCGCAGGGAGGAGCUUCCCGUGUGGGCAUGGCUUAGAAUGGAAAUGGCCUGGAUUUGAAGGAUGGAAGGGACUUACCUGGGGCUGAGUGGGGAAAUGGGGCUCAGGGCGAAGGUGGGCGCCGCUUGGAGUAGAAGAGGAGUAGUUGGUCUAGGAGUAGGCACGGUGAGGUGAUGGGAUUGAGGUGUGCAACUUGGCUAGUCUUAGUGGAAGUAGUAAGUCUUCAUAACGUUAAGUGCAGCCACUUAACAGGGGUAGGGAGGGGCUCCCAGGCGAAGGCUGAGAACGAGAGGUUGAGGGGAGGGUCUUGCAAAGGACCGGGCUUCCUUCCAGGCUAGGUUUCAAGGAAACACUGAGUGGUGUUUUGGAGGCAGACCUUAGCGGAGAAGAGAUGGUGGGACUUAGGGAACUCAGAGGAGCCUAGCGGAUAGUAGUAGUUAGAACAGCUUACCUGUUGAGCUCUUGCUGUGCCCUGCCUAAGGAAGCGCGCAGUGCGCAUUGCCCCAGUUUUGCGUAAUCCUCACCUCCACUCCAUGAGAGAGAGCCUCCAUUUGCUACUGCCCUCGCACCACGCCACCAUGGAUGAUGCCCCGCUGCCCGUGCCCCCGGUCCCUGCCCCGGCCCCGGCCCCAGCACCUCCCGCUGCUGCUCCCCGGGUUCCAUUUCACUGCAGUGAAUGCGGCAAGAGCUUCCGCUACCGCUCGGACCUUCGGCGCCACUUCGCCCGGCACACUGCACUCAAACCCCACGCGUGUCCACGCUGUGGCAAGGGCUUCAAACACAGCUUCAACCUGGCCAACCACCUGCGUUCACACACCGGCGAGCGGCCCUACCGCUGCUCUGCCUGCCCUAAAGGGUUCCGAGACUCCACCGGCCUGCUGCACCACCAGGUCGUCCACACUGGUGAGAAGCCCUACUGCUGCCUGGUCUGUGAGCUCCGCUUCUCCUCGCGCUCCAGCCUGGGCCGCCACCUCAAGCGCCAGCACCGUGGGGUGCUCCCGUCCCCGCUGCAACCCGGCCCAGGCCUGCCGGCCCUGAGCGCACCCUGCUCGGUCUGCUGCAAUGUGGGGCCCUGCUCGGUGUGCGGGGGGGCGGGGGCCGGUGGCGGAGAGGGCCCGGAGGGGACGGCCCCCGUGGCCCCGGAGGGGGAGCCCGCGUCCGGCGAGGCCGCGUCCGGCUCCGGCCGGGGCAAGAAGAUCUUUGGCUGCUCCGAGUGCGAGAAGCUGUUCCGCUCGCCGCGUGACCUGGAGCGCCACGUGCUGGUGCACACGGGCGAGAAGCCGUUCCCGUGCCUGGAGUGCGGCAAGUUCUUCCGCCACGAGUGCUACCUCAAGCGCCACCGGCUGCUGCAUGGCACCGAGAGGCCCUUCCCCUGCCACAUCUGUGGCAAGGGCUUCAUCACGCUCAGCAACCUCUCGCGGCACCUGAAGCUGCACCGGGGCAUGGACUGACGCCGCCGGGCUGCGCCUGCGCCCCACCGCCCCUCCCCAGGGGCUGCACCCAGGGCCCGGGGCCAGAUCCCCGGGUCCUGCCGUCAGGGGACCCCGGCUGGAGAGAGCGGGCCACCAGACACCCACACAGGCCCCUGAGCUGGGGGCAGCAAAUAAAUGGAGGGACUCCUCAGCUCCGGGGUCCAGGAUCUAGGAAGAGAUUCCUGAGCACCCCCAAAUCAACAAGCCUCCCCAAGCUGUGGGGACCCAGCAAUGAGAAAUGGGUCUCUCCAAGUACUUCUCAUCUUGAAGACCCUAGUAAUAAAAGAUGGGCGUCCUUCCCCCAGAGGAAGACCGCCCCUCUCCCCAAGAGCCAUCAUUCCCAACGACCUUGAUCUGGAGAAUGUGGGGGACCAUGUCCCCGAAUUUCCCUGGAUCCCCGCGAAUGCUACCCACCAGUCACUGGUGCCCCCCCGAAAAUGGAUAUAGCCGGAAUCUGCCUUCCCCCCCACCCCCACCCCAUUUCAUUCCUUAUGCUGAAAGAGGACCAGGGUAGAUGCCCUCUGCCCUCAACCCCCCUCCCCAAUUAGGUCUCCCUCCCCUACUGCAGAAUGGAUCCAUCCUAAUGAUCUUCCCCAUCCCAAACACUAGAAUAGGCUGGUUUGAAAUCCCUCCUGCCCAGUAGAAUGAACUGAAUCAGAUACACACCCCUGUCCACUGGAAUGGGCUGGUCCAGAUUGUGGCCUGUACCCACCCUCCUUAGGCGAAUACAGCAGACACUCCUCCCUUCCUCUAGAGUGUGGGCCAGUCCACCUCAUUCCCCAUCCUGUGAACUCAUCUGAGUGGGAGGUGGUGGACAUUGGGGUUUUCCUCCCACUCUGCUGUAGCACCUGUCUUUCCAUCUCUGUUGGUUUGUCUGUCUCUGUGUUCCUCUCAACCCCAAGGGGAAGGGGGUUUGGCUAGGGGCUUCCCCCCUGUGAGCCUCGACCUUGCCCCUCAUCCCACUCCCUAAUGUCUCCAGGACCCCAAUAAACCUCGUCCUGUCAGUCA
This is a messenger RNA of Leptonychotes weddellii (Weddell seal), 2553 nucleotides long. RefSeq names its product FLT3 interacting zinc finger 1 (gene FIZ1). Gene Ontology annotation, biological process: regulation of transcription by RNA polymerase II. Lineage: Eukaryota; Metazoa; Chordata; Mammalia; Carnivora; Phocidae. Gene Ontology annotation, molecular function: DNA-binding transcription factor activity, RNA polymerase II-specific. Gene Ontology annotation, cellular component: nucleus. The record is from RefSeq and is a predicted model, not a curated record.